AUGAUUAGUUUCCCUAAUGACAUAAGAACGUGCAUCACUUUUCUGACAACGUUCGGGAUUUACGCCUGUCAAGCGCUACGGAACUGUGGAGAUAUUCAGUGCGACGAGGAUGAACGAUGUUGCACUCAGGGCAACGGUAGUGCGACAGUCCGAUGCUGUAGGCUGCCACUGCACACCUUCUUCGACAACAUCGGAUGGAUCGCACGCAAACUGUCGGGCAUCCUCAUUUUACUCCUGCUUUUCGCAAUGGGUUACUUCAUCCAGCGAAUCAUCUGCCCGCGCCCUCGUAGACAUCACGAUAGACCGGAGGAUCCCUCGCUUCUCCAUGGUCACAUCACGGCGUCCCAGGACUCACUGCUAGAUCGAAUCCCGGAGUACAGCGUCGGGGACUUCACCUCACCGGUCUUGCAGCUACCAGCGUAUGACGAGGUGAAGUAUUUACCGACGUACGAGGAAACCAUGCAGGAGGUGGACAGAGACCGGUCGGAUGAUAACCUACUGGCGGCGUCUCAUGGGCAUGGAACAGUUCCAGGGAUAGCGAUGGGAAUGAGGGAAGAGAGAAUGGGGAACUCCAACGCCGUCAGGAUCUCUCGGAACUCUGUUUAA
Messenger RNA from Chanos chanos (milkfish), 606 nucleotides. It is a transcript of the gene c15h3orf80, whose product is annotated as chromosome 15 C3orf80 homolog. The transcript has a single exon. The record is from RefSeq and is a predicted model, not a curated record. Lineage: Eukaryota; Metazoa; Chordata; Actinopteri; Gonorynchiformes; Chanidae. The coding region runs from base 1 to 606 and encodes 201 amino acids.